AAGUAUCAGUAAGCUCACUGCUCAGUUAGAAGUAUCAGUAAGCUCACUGCUCUGUUCAUGCUUCUGAGAUGGGUGUAGCGGAGGACCUCAUUGGAACUAAGCUGACUGAUCUGGAGACGUUGGAGAGGAUGGAGAGUGAAAUAGAAAAAAGCAAGGGUAGCCGAAAGAAGUCAAACCCUCACGACAGACAGAUUCUUAAGAUCGACGAGAUUUUGAGCAGGUCUGGAGGCUUCGCUCGUUACCAGAUAUUCCUGAUUCUCUGUCUGGGACUAGGCGGUGCACUCUACGUCUCCGUGCAGAACCUCUCCAUGACCUUCGUGGAAUCUUCAGCACCCUGGAGGUGUAUAUCCUGCACGUGCAUGGAGAAGACUGAGCCGGCGACGGGGGUCACAUGUGACAACGAGUCUGAGUCUAGUGUGGUUCACUACGAUCUGACGACUCUCUGCAGAUCUAACUUGAGCUCGAGUGAUUUCGAGUGGCUGAACAGGAACCACACUGCUCUCUCUGAUUAUAAUCAGGCAUGCGGCAGCCACACAAUCGUCACUCACGUACUAUACUUCUGUCCUGGCGUUAUUAUUGGGGGCUUCAUAUUCGGGAUGAUGGGAUGGUCGACAGGACGGAAGACACCCUUCCUCUCCGCUCUGCUCACCUCCAUGGUGGCCUCUGUUAUAAGUGCUGCUGCUCAGGAGUAUAUCUUGUUCGUCAUUCUUCGUGUCCUGCUAGGAGCAAGUAUAGCUGGUUACGAACUGCUUUACUUCUGUUGGAUUGUGGAGUUGGUCUCCCGAAAAUGGAGACCCCUAGCUAUCGCCAUACAAGGAAUAUUCGGGGCUGCUGGGCUUUUGAUCGUUUUCUACAUCAAUGAGACGUGGGACUACUGGAGAUAUAAAAUGGUGUGUGUUGGGAUGGUUUCUCUGGUGUUCAUCUUUGUUUACGCAGCAGUUCCAGAAUCUCCUUACUGGCUGCUAGCAAAAGGGCAAGAUGAUGUCGCAACAAUGGUUCUGAAACGAAUUGCCAUCCUGAACGGAAAACAGUACCCAGAAGUCCAGCCUGCCAUACCGGUCAUCAAAGCUCGAGAAAAGGUCAUGUCUUUCUUCAAGCCCAAGUACCAGAGAGUGGGCUGUCUGCUCUGUCUAAACUGGGUUCUCGUCGGCAUGGCUUACUACCACAUCUUCCUCACAAUCGAUACUUAUGGGGAAUACGGUAACCCUGACGAGGGGAAAAUCCCUUACGCAUUGUUGAGGAAGACGAAUUUUAUCGUGGCGCUCGGGGCAGAAGUACCAGCAGCAAUUAUUGGAGUCGCAGUGCUGACCUCGUUACUCGGCAGGAAGUUUUCUUACAUCUUGAAUCUGGUCAUAUUCGCCGUGUGCUCUGCUGUUUCUCUGGUGCAGUACGAAGUGGUCAAGGAUUGGGAUAUUCGGAGAGGCGCCAUUUUGAUCGGAGCGAAGAUGAGCAUCACCGCUGCCAAGAUGAUCCUGGCUUUGUGGACCGCUGAACUGUCCCCGACCACCAUAAGAACUCUCAUGUUUGGCCUGGGGCUCGGAUCCUGUUCAGUUGGUGUCGUCCUGGCUUCAGCUCUCUUGUUCUUCGCUGCGUCCCCCAUGGUAUCAGUGAUCAUCAUGCUUGUGAUCGCUGUGAUAUGUAUUGGUGCUUCCACUCAAAUCCAUGACACGAAAAACUGGAACCUACCAGAUCAUCUUUUCGAUGUUUACAAGAACAUGAAUAUAAAUAACGAUGAUGCCGUCUACUCAGACUUACAGUCCGAAGCUCAAAAUAACACAGCUACAGUUCUGUGAGCUUGGAGCAGAAAUUCAGUGGGUUUGCUAACUCUCCGGCUGGACGUUGACAGAGGCAAUCUUAAAUGGGGGACAAGCUGCUUUAUCUCUUAAGUUGGAAAAUAGAUCGUGGCUAAAAAUGGUCCAUGCAAGAGCAGAAAUAUCACCAACAGUUUGGAUUAAACAGCAAACUAGCAAAUAAACGGUUUCUGAGCGCUCCCAAUCGUCUGUAUUAAUCAGCUCAACAAUGAUCGGUUUUCGAUCUAUCGAAGUAUUGACUACUGAAUAAUCUGAAGUACAAAAUACAUUGUUCGCUAAAUUAAACAGUAUUGAACGAUUUCAAGUACUUUCUUGUAAUUUGAGAAAAUCGUUUUAGACUUGUGAAGCUAUAACUUGCAGAGGAAAAUGAAAACGGGUUACGACUAUAUUUAAGAUAGUUGUAUUCUUAUUGGAAGCAAGUAUACUAUUCUUAACUUUGCUGUAUAUAAAGUUUAAAAUGUUUCAUGAAUAAUA
Bolinopsis microptera is the source of this 2285-nucleotide messenger RNA. RefSeq names its product solute carrier family 22 member 3-like. Gene Ontology annotation, molecular function: transmembrane transporter activity. NCBI's taxonomy places the organism in Eukaryota, Metazoa, Ctenophora, Tentaculata, Lobata, Bolinopsidae. Bases 69 to 1793 code for a protein of 574 amino acids. The record is from RefSeq and is a predicted model, not a curated record. The transcript is spliced from 7 exons. Gene Ontology annotation, cellular component: membrane. Gene Ontology annotation, biological process: transmembrane transport.